Molecule: messenger RNA, 348 nt
Organism: Melanaphis sacchari
Lineage: Eukaryota; Metazoa; Arthropoda; Insecta; Hemiptera; Aphididae
Product: zinc finger BED domain-containing protein 1-like
Exons: 2
Coding region: 1-348 (115 amino acids)
Source: RefSeq, a predicted model, not a curated record
AUGAUAGCCGAAGACCUACAACUACUAUCUAUUGUUGAAAACUCAGGAUUUCACAAUAUGAUCCAGCUCUUGGACUCCAGACAUGAAAUUCCUAGUAGACGAGCACUUGGAAGAACAGUAAUUCCAAAAAUGUAUUUGGUUGUUCAACAUAAAGUUGAAACUAUGCUCAAUAAUGCUAAAGACGUAGCGAUCACUACUGAUUUUUGGACGUCAAUAAACACCAACUCGUAUAUAACUAUAACUGUUCAUUUUCUCAUCCAAACGCAGUUAAAAGCUUUGGUGCAAUGGUGCAUAGAACCAAAAAAUUGGAAUGCAACCAUACUGCUGUUAAUAUUUGUGACCUCAUGA